This is a messenger RNA of Prunus armeniaca (apricot), 1176 nucleotides long. Lineage: Eukaryota; Viridiplantae; Streptophyta; Magnoliopsida; Rosales; Rosaceae. The record is from the annotation of a GenBank genome assembly.
AUGGGAAGGGCAACCGUGGUUACCUUUCGCGAUUUCGAGGACAAAGAAAAUGGCAAGGACCAGAACUGUUCCAAGGUUUCAUCGGUGGAGGAUCCAGAGCACACGAAGGUAGGCCUUGCCCCUCAUCUGGUUUUCACAACUCCGAGUUUCAAGAUUAGUCCUCCACCUUGUUGUCCGAAGUCCAGUCCGGUCAUAGCACCCCUUGAUGAUGAUCCCGCUGCUCAUCCUUACGAUCCUAAAACCAAUUAUCUUUCUUCGAGGCCUCAGUUCCUUCAUUAUAGACCUAACCCAAGAAUUGAAUAUUAUCUGAGUAAGGAAAGAGAGGGCAAGAGACUUGAGGAUAACUUCAUCUCCGGAAGCUCUUCGGCCAUUCAUCCUUCGGCGUUCAGCCUUCAGCCAUUAAGCCAUCGGCCAUCGGCACCUUCCAUCAUUCGGCGCGUGCGAUGUCUUCACAUCCCCCCCAAUGAUUCGGAAUCGGCCUUCAGCCUUCGGCCAUCCAGCCUUCGGCCAUCCAGCCUUCGGCCAUCGGCACCUUCCAUCAUUCGCCGCGUGCAAUGUCUUCACAUCCCCUCAAUGAUUGGGAAUCGGCCUUCAGCCUUCGGCCAUCAGCCUUCGGCCAUCCAGCCUUCGGCACCUUCAAUCAUUCGGCGCGUGCGAUGUCUUCACAUCCCCCCAAUGAUUCGGAAUCGGCCAUCAGCCUUCGGCAUUCAGCCUUUGGCCAUUCAGCCUUCGGCCAUUCAUCCUUCGGCGUUCAGCCUUCGGCCAUUCAACCUUCGGCCAUCGGCACCUUCCAUCAUUCGGCGCGUGCGAUGUCUUCACAUCCCCCAAAUGAUUCGGAAUCGGCCAUCAGCCUUCGGCCAUCCAGCCUUCGGCCAUUCAACCUUCGGCGUUCAGCCUUCGGCCAUCGGCACCUUCCAUCAUUCGGCGCGUGCGAUGUCUUCACAUCCCCCCAAUGAUUCAGAAUCGGCCUUCAGCCAUCGACCAUCCAGCCUUCGGCCAUCGGCACCUUUCAUCAUUCGGCGCGUGCGAUGUCUUCACAUCCCCCCAAUGAUUCGGAAUCGUCCUUCAGCCUUCGGCCAUCCAGCCUUCGACCAUUCAGCCUUCGGCCAUUCAGCCUUUGGCCAUCGGCACCUUCCAUCAUUCGGCGCGUGCGAUGUCUUCACAUCUCCCCAAUGA